AUGGAAGAGGUAUCAGACGACGCAGAGAAUAAAGAGUUCCACGCAGUACUCACCUCCUAUUACAACGGCGAUACAGAGUGCUUGGAUAGUGAAUCAGCAGCUGUUCUGUUGCCUGAAAGCAGGAAGACACAGGAGAAGCAAAACCCAGAAUCUGAAUUCAACAUGAGGAACCUGAUGAUCAAUGUGCUCAACUUGUUUUUUGCUGGGACAGAGACUGUUAGCAGCACUAUUAGACACGGACUUCUUAUUUUUCUGAAAUAUCCAGAAAUCCAAACAAAAGUGCAGCAGGAAAUUGAUCAUGUGAUAGGGCAUAAUCGUUGCCCAAAUAUUGAUGAUAGGAGUAAGAUGCCGUACACAGAUGCAGUGAUCCAUGAAAUCCAAAGGUUUUGUGAUAUUAUCCCAACUAAUUUACCUCAUGCCGUCAUAAAGGAUACUAAAUUUAGAGGAUAUACAAUACCAAAGGGUACAAAAGUUUUCCCUUUGCUAUGCUCCGUUUUACGAGAUCCAACACAAUUCUCUACACCGGACAAAUUCAACCCAAAUCAUUUUCUGGACGACUCUGGCUCCUUUAAGAAGAAUGAUGCGUUCAUGCCAUUUUCUACAGGGAAACGGAUAUGUAUAGGGGAGGGCCUGGCUCGUAUGGAACUUUUCCUUUUCUUUUCUAACAUCCUACAGAACUUUACACUGACCUCUAAAAUGCAGUUUACAGAAGCUGAUAUUGUCCCCAAAAUGACUGGAAUUGCAAACGUUGCUAUACCUUACAAGUUGUCUUUUGAAGCUCGCUAAGAAUUCAAUCAGUUAUCCAAUGCUGCUCAUGAGAAAGUUUUUUACGAUUCUUAAAGACACUGUCCAUCAUUAUUAUGACGGUGUUUAGGUUGGAGACUAUCCGGGAUGUUGAUAGAAAAAGGGACUUUAAGUUCCAAAUAAAGGGACAUGAAACUUAAUUUUUUUCUUUCAUGAUAUAGAUAGAGAAUAUAAUUUUUAAAAAGUUUUUAUUUUACUUCUAUUAUCAAAUUUGUAUCGUUCUCUUGUUAUUCUUUGUUGAAGAGAUGUCCAGAUAGGUAGCGUGUACAUGUCGGGAGAACUUGCUAAUGUAUGACACUUUUGCAAAAACUGCUGCAAUAUAAAGCUACAGACACGUGCUGAAUUUACCUUUCUGCUUUUCAACAAAGAGUAACAAGAAAACAAAGACAAAAUUAUCAAACAAGUAAAUUGGAAAAAAAAUUUAAUUGUAUGUUCUAUCUGAAUCAUGAAAGAAAAUGUUUGGGUUUGUUUUUUUUUUCUUUUUAAGUUUUGUUAUUCAUUUAAAGCAUGCAAUUUACAAAACAACAAUUUUCCAAUAUACAUUCUGAGUCUCCAGCUCCUAUAAAGUGUACAGUACAUAUGUAAAUGCAUUUUGUGAUUGGUUGAUGGCUGUCACAUGAUAUAUGGGAAGGGAAAAUUUGAUUUACUUUAAAAUUUGCCAGAAAUUAUUCUAUU
This is a messenger RNA of Bombina bombina (fire-bellied toad), 1479 nucleotides long. Its product is annotated as putative inactive cytochrome P450 2G1. Gene Ontology annotation, molecular function: oxidoreductase activity, acting on paired donors, with incorporation or reduction of molecular oxygen, reduced flavin or flavoprotein as one donor, and incorporation of one atom of oxygen; heme binding; iron ion binding. Gene Ontology annotation, cellular component: cytoplasm; intracellular membrane-bounded organelle. The coding region runs from base 1 to 786 and encodes 261 amino acids. Gene Ontology annotation, biological process: xenobiotic metabolic process. The record is from RefSeq and is a predicted model, not a curated record. NCBI's taxonomy places the organism in Eukaryota, Metazoa, Chordata, Amphibia, Anura, Bombinatoridae. The transcript has 5 exons.